Molecule: messenger RNA, 6048 nt
Organism: Mugil cephalus (flathead mullet)
Lineage: Eukaryota; Metazoa; Chordata; Actinopteri; Mugiliformes; Mugilidae
Gene: vgll4b
Product: vestigial-like family member 4b
Exons: 5
Coding region: 447-1397 (316 amino acids)
Biological process (GO): negative regulation of DNA-templated transcription
Molecular function (GO): transcription coactivator binding
Source: RefSeq, a predicted model, not a curated record
GCUGAUCUUGUGCGUAAAACAUCCCUGAUAUUUGAGGCGCUCCAGGGAUUUAACGAGCAUGCCCAGUGCGCUCCUCUCAGCAGCGGAGGAAACCACUGGUGCAGCGUACGAGUCAUACCAAGCAUAGCCUGCGUGUCAGUGCAGUCGACUUACAGCUGGCUGUGAGGAGAACUGACGCUACUCUUUCCUUUAUUUGCUCUGUGUCGCCGCUAUACAUUUAUCCGUAUUUCAGAAAAGUACCGUAAACUCAUCAAAACAACUGCGAUAACACUUUGGUUAUUAUUAUUAUUAUUAUUUUUUAGAUUUGUUGUUUUUUUUCCUGAGAAAGUUCGAGGCUGGGCCUUUAGCUUUUUGACCGUCGCUUGAGAGAAGAAGAAGAAGAAGAAGAAGAAAAAAGCUGGUCUCUUUUUUUUCCUUUUUUCUUUUUCUAAAUAAAAACCCGAUAAAUGCUACUAACGAAAAUGGACCUGUUGAACUACCAGUACCUGGACAAAAUGAACAACAACAUCGGUAUCCUCUGCUACGAAGGUGAAGCAGCUUUGAGAGGGGACCCCAGACUCCAGUCCCUGUCCCUGUCCUCAUCCUCCUCCUCCUCGUCGUCAUCGUCCUCAUCUUCCUCCUCCAUCUCCAGCCACAGGACGGGUCCACCUCCCAUCAGCCCUACAAAGAGGAAGCUGAGCGGGGACCAGGGGGACAGUGACAUGGACGAUAAUGAGCAUGUGGCGAAGAUGAGUCGACUAUUUGCUGCACAGCUGAAACCUAAUGGAGACUACCGCAGCUCUACUGUGUCCAAGGACCGGAGCCGGAGCCCCAUUGAGCGCGUGGUGGUGCCCGGUGCUCUGGGAGUCCACAGCAACCACCUGUACAGCCACACCCACCACCACCACCACCACCUGGCCAGCUUAGCCGGCAUGGACCAGCCGCUGGCGCUUACCAAAAACAGCAUGGUGGAGUCGGCACGCAGCAGCACAGCAGCUAUGGCCACGGUGCCACACACAGUCAGCGCUGUGGAACGCCAGCAGAAUCGUCCGUCAGUGAUCACAUGUGCCCCGGCCAACAACCGUAACUGCAACCUGUCUCACUGUCCUGUCUCCCACAAUGGCUGCUCCAACCUCGCUAACAACUACAAGAGAAUCAACACUAACACGGCCUGUGAUCCUGUGAUCGAGGAACAUUUCCGCCGCAGCCUCGGGAAGAACUACAAGGAGCCCGAACCCACUGCCACCAACUCGGUGUCCAUCACAGGCUCCGUGGACGACCACUUUGCCAAGGCGCUGGGCGAAACCUGGCUGCAGAUCAAAAACAAGGGGAGUCCCUCGUCGUCCGGCAGCAGCCCAAACUCCUCCCCCGACAGUCACAUGGUCAAUCACAACCAUUCCCCUUCUCUCGUUUCCUGAAGAGGAAGGGUUCUGCCCCCGUUUCUCCACCCCCCCCCCCCCCUCCGAUCAUCCCGGCUCCAUCAUCCACGUCCCUGUAACUUUGGUCUGUCACCAGCAUCCCAGAGGGAAUGCCUGCCUGCUGGUCUGCUAAAAACAUCCAAAACCUUUGAGCUUACUCUCUCACUGUGGACUCAGAGAGGAUCGAUCAAGCAAUAACGACAUGAUGACUUUUUUCCUUAUGUCCUUUGGUAUGAUGCUAAUGACCAUGACAAUAUUCAGUGAGGAGGGCUCAACUUGGGGCUUGACUGGAGCAUCCGCUCGCUCCAUCCAUCCAUUCGUUCGUUCGUUCAACAUCCCUGCAUGUCAAGCUUGGAGCUGAGCAGUUGUUUGUAGUUAUAUGUACAUAAAGAGAAAGAGGGAGGAAAGGUGGCGUUUUAAUGAAUAAUUUACUUUUUGUUUGUUCGUUUGUUUUUUUGUUUUUCCUUUAACGGUAGUUUUGUGUACUGCUUCUGCAUUACGAGAUGCCCGAUGUUUGAAAGAAAAGAUAAGUGAGAAACACUUUGGGGGGGAAAUAAUCACAAACCACCUGACUGUGCUACCAAAGAAACAUCAGACACCGAUCAAUCAGUCAAUGGCCAACUUGAAAACAAAACGACUAAAUGCCAUCUUCUAAUCGCCUCAGCCCGUUUUAGCUUCUUUCCUACUCUCUCCAUCUCUGUCCCGUGUAUGUGUCCUGGUGGUUGUGUUACUGUAUGUUUAUACUUAGGUGAUGGACUUGGUUUGAUUUGCACUACUGCCGAGGGUAAAGGGUGGUACGUCAGUUUUGUAAUCUGGCCCUGGACACGCUAGGACUGAUAACGCUGAUUUUGUCGCAUUCGGAUAUUAUCCAGAUUUAGCUGGAUCUCCCAUUAACUCUAGUUUUAAAUCUCACUAGGCGUAGUUUCACCCCUGCCCCAGCAUUACCUACACUAUUUAUUAACAAAGGAACAUACAGAGCAGCGGCAUCGGGCAGAGCCACAUGAUACGCAUUUCCUGCUAAACAAUGAGUCUUAACUGUAACUGCAACGCCAGUGUGCAGCUGUUAAGUAAAAAACAUGCUUCUAUGAUAAAAGAAGAUGUAAAAAAUCUGUUGUCCAAACAGUUGUGCGGACGAGGCACAGUAACUAAACUGAUCCGUCCCCUCCAGCACUUCACUAAGACUGUCGGGCUGUAUGAAGAGCCCUCUGUAUUGAGGGCAGGGGUAUAAAUAAACCGGCAAAUUGUGGAGAGAACUGGCCAUUCUUCAACUGCCAUCACCAUGGAUACGAAUAUAAGCAUUAAUCAUCAACAAAGAAGCGCACACACCAAGCGACUUAAAGAUAAACUCAUGUUCAGCGUCUAUUCUAACUCGUUGGUUCGGUCUAAAACCGCCAUUCAAGGUAGUUUCUUCAAGUGUUGCUUCAAGUCACGUGACAUGAAUCGACCACUGUUGAUCCGUAUAAAUCCACACAAACUGGUUGCCUUUCAGUCAGGUUAUCAGUCAGCUAACUGGUGUUGACGGGGCGUCGCGGCCAUAAUGAGAGGAGAUUAGGGCUGAAAACGCAGCCCAACAACCUGCAGCGUGUUGAAGGUUGGGCUUCUGCUGAACAAUGUGCUUUGAUGUGUUCCACGGGCUUAACUGCUGACAGUGAUGAGGGGACAGAUGACGCUGCAUGUCACUUUGUGGUCGAAAAAAAAAAAACACAAAACAAAAAGUCUGGUUUCUCGACCGGGGGAGAGAAGAUUAUUCAGAUCUCUUCAAACAUGCCUUUGUUUUUUUUCCUCUUUUUUUUUUGUGACUCUUUGAACACGGGUGUUGUAAUUGUAUUUGGCUCACACCCUGCUAUCCUUCCCUCCCUCUCCUACACACUGUGGUUUGGUAGAUUUCUACAAGGAUUUAAGGGUAAAUGAAUGCUUUUACAGAUGCAUGUUGUUCUUUUUUUUUUAAUAGCUGGUAUCUAUUAGUGUUUUAAGCAUUUCAAACUUAACUACUAUUAGCCUUUUUUUUUUUCUCGUUCAGACGUUAGUUGUUACUUCUUUCGUUGUCAGUAACAGACAUAGACACUAUACACUCACUGCUGGGUCAGUUGUACUCCAUAUUAUUAUUGUUAUUGUUAUUAUUACAAUUUUGUAUUUUUGUUUUCCAUUAAUAUCAGUAUGGUAACAGACAGCUAGUGGGACAGCCUCCGGACAGGCUCUGUCAGUUGAUGAACGCUUUGUUUCUCGAAAAACCAUCUCAACACAACUAACGGCUCGGCUCGUCUGUCGCCCCAGGAGCCGCCGCCGUUGUGUUGGCUCGGCUUCGAGACGCACAGCUCCUAAAGGUUUUCUUAAGAUGUUGAUCCAUCGGUGGUACAGGAUGCUACGACCGUCAGCGUGACUGAGCUCAGACGCCAAAUUGACACCAACUUGUCUGCGGGGUUUUCCUCAAUAGCAUCUGAGCGUGUUGGGCUGCCAUCUUGAAACCUCCUUUACACACAUGUCCUAACACGGGGGUGGAUGGAUGACAAGCCGACAGGCUCUCAUGCUCCGGGGGAAGGAAGCUGAGUCGGUAAUCACUUAAAAAUGUUACAUUAGAAAGCAAAUUACAAAAAAAAAAACAAAACAUUAGAAAUAUCCCAGACCUCACGGGCUGAUUCAACCAAACCAAACUCGGCUGAUUUUUUAGGGAGUUUACGGUGAGACGUCGCAGCUCUGUCCAACUCCAUCCGCUGACUUCUUUGUGCUCUUCUUGGUGUCCAGACUGUAAUUUUGUAUGUCAGUGCUUUCUUUUUUUGAACGGCGUUGUUUUGUUUCUGCAGUUGAACCACUGCAGUCUAAGGAAGUUUUACUCUGAAAAAGAACCUGCGCCAAGGUGGCAUACAUUCCUCCUGUACAGGAUUUCUACACACUCACAUUAUCUCCACAUCGACAGGCCGAGGCUUAUAACCAGGGCCGCUCGUCCCAGAGUUCCCGCUGACGGCAUCUCUUGCGUCUUUACCGUAGUUACGAAGGUGUCCGUUACAUCAAGCGAAUCGCCCGUACCGUGUGAACGACCAGGCAUUCACGCCGUAACCUUUUUGAGGGACAUUUAGAGUUUAGAGAACUGGGCUAAUUGUAAUCACACUCAUUUCAUGCCCCCGCGCUGAUAACGUCCACACAUUCCAUCCUCAGCUAUCAGAUCUGCGUAGUCUGAUUCCCAGAUUUUUUGACUCAGUCGACUGCAAGUGAAUCAAGCUCCGUAACAACGAAUAAUCUACUUGUGCUUUCCGUGAGCGGUUUAGAGUGGUUUGCAUUGGGAGUUUUGGCAGGCAGGUUUGGGGAGAGGCUGGCCUUCAGGAGCUGAGCUUUUGGAAGCACAACCUGUGAGCGAGGAGGCGUUCACCUGCCACUGAAAGUCUUUUAAGGUCACAGCGAUUCUUCGCAGCCUUCCCCCUCCUCUCAGAUUCAGUUGGCCCUGAUUUAGAUCGCAUGUAGUUAGAAAACACGAGGGUUAAAAGGGUUUGGUGUCCAGAUAACUGUGUUUUUCUAUUGUUAUUCUUUCUCAUUAUCCUUACACUACCACCCUGUAGGUAGGAGGCUCUCCUUAUGCUUCGGCACACACUCCCUACACACUGUAGGAAAAUCACUUAAUAAAAAAAAAAAAACUUUUUUAUAAUAGGUAACUAUAAGACCAUCAUUACGCUGUGCGUAACGAAUGUACAGAGAAAAAAAUCGUAGGUAUUUUUUGAGGAACAAUUAAUUUGUUAAUGAUAUGUAGCUAUUUAAUUGUUGUUUUUUUUCCCUGUCCUUAUAUUGUAAUCAUUGCAUUUUCUUUUUUUUGUGAAAAAAGUUGAUCUUUUUUGUUUAUAGAGUUCGUCUUGUUAGAGUAAAGGUUCAAGUGCAGGAACACAGUAAACGUAUGAAACCACAACAAGCCACAGGUGUGUUGGUGACAAUCGCUACUUCCAUUGGUCCCCUUCGUUCUGCAAUCAUUUCAUUUGCGUUAGAUCACGUGACUAAUGAGACACACGAACAAAGGUUUAACUAAUGAGCAAAAAGAUAGGGUUCUUUUUGGGCAUGUCGUUUGCAUGGAUGGAACAUGAUAAUGUUUUCGCCACUACCCCAGUGUAUGUUCCUGGCCAUUUUCCAAAUCAUUUCCAUUGAACAUACGUGUUAAAACCAACAUUUGUCUUGUGCCAGCAGGCAGCUACAGAGCACCGCUGCACGUAAACAAUAGAAACUGUGGGCUUUGAAAGUCUUGAUGACUCUUCUCGGUCAACAGGUGGGAAGUGAAGUACGAAGGAGAACAUCAGUCCGUUGGAAAACAUUUGUUUAAGCAGCAAAUAAUCUUCAGGAAUGAACAUCCCUGAAUCCGUCUCAGUUCCCACCUGUUGAUGCCAUUUGUCAUCUACAAUCAAGUUAAAUCACACUGAUAAAUUAAAGAGGAGUUGAUCUUUGCUCUGACACAUUUUCUGGGUCUUUUAUUUUAUUUUUUUAUUUUAUUUUUUUUUUUUUUGAAGUGGAAGUAGCAUGUACUUAGUGGUAGUAAUACUCUGAACUGUAAGAAAAAAUCUUUCAAGAAAAAUGACAGUUUGUGGCUCUGUGUCUCCUCCUACUAAAAAGGUUUUGGCAGGCCACCUUUUUUGUACGUAAAGUAGCCUUGAUGAACAAUAAAGUGCUUUUAAACCAC